CUUCUCGCCAUAGCAUCAUCUCCCUCGAAUUAAAAUGGCCGCCAAGUGGAUGUUUUGGUUACUUUGUGGGUUUAUAAGCUUCAACAUGAUGUCCUUUGCUUCAGGUGCUGCCUGUAACGACAUCAUCGAUAUCGGUAUCAUUAUCGAUUCAUCGGGGAGUAUGGGAGUGGAAUGGCUUGUCAGUGCCAUGGCCUUUGCCACUCAGCUCGCAGAUAACUUCACAAUAGGUUACGACGAGACACGAUUCGCACUGAUCACGUUUAGUAAAGAAGCCAAAAUAGAAUUUCUUUUCAAGGACUACAAAAGUCGAGAGGAAGUUGAGCUUGCAGUGGAGAAAGUUGAAUUUGGGAAUUCCAGUACAAGAAUCGAUAAAGCACUGAGCCUCGCUCUUAACGAGGUUUUCAGUCACGGAUCAGGAACAAGGACGUCAGCCUCGCGUUUUCUUGUCAUUGCAAGUGAUGGACGCUUCCCUCGAACUGGAAUACCGACGUUCGAAUCGAUGGUCCUUCCUAUUAUGAAUCUCAAUGUCGAAGUGCUUGUGGUUGGGAUUGGAGAUGGGGUUUUGCUGAAUGAGCUGAACGCACUUGCUCUCCACAAGAAGGAGAAUGUUUAUCCUUCUUCUUCCGAUCUUAAUCUUGACAACAUGGUUAACAGGAUUCGAUCCCUGACUAACGUGAAAUGUAGAUCUCUACCCAUCUAAAUAUCAGUUGAAAAUCGUUUUGGUUACACUGGGGAAUGCUGUAGAAUAGUUCUGCGAGGGACCAUAUUCAUAGUUACAGCUAAGCACUACAAGAGGAAGGGACUAGCAGAUCAAAAGUCAUGGUUUAUAAUUAAAUUUGAAACCCAUUUUCAAUUAUUAAAAGCUGAUAUCCACAAAUAUUGUUGUUUUGUAUUCUACUUGCUUGCCAGUAUCACUUUUAGAUAAUAAAAU
This is a messenger RNA of Exaiptasia diaphana, 931 nucleotides long. Its product is annotated as collagen alpha-5(VI) chain. The coding region runs from base 35 to 700 and encodes 221 amino acids. The record is from RefSeq and is a predicted model, not a curated record. Lineage: Eukaryota; Metazoa; Cnidaria; Anthozoa; Actiniaria; Aiptasiidae. The transcript is spliced from 5 exons.